Messenger RNA from Monodelphis domestica (gray short-tailed opossum), 5410 nucleotides. RefSeq names its product pyridoxal kinase (gene PDXK). Gene Ontology annotation, biological process: pyridoxal 5'-phosphate salvage. Gene Ontology annotation, cellular component: cytosol. The record is from RefSeq and is a predicted model, not a curated record. Gene Ontology annotation, molecular function: pyridoxal kinase activity. NCBI's taxonomy places the organism in Eukaryota, Metazoa, Chordata, Mammalia, Didelphimorphia, Didelphidae.
GUACUUUUCCUGUGAAUGGGUUUGGUCGAGGAGGGAGUCCCUGAAAUCUGCAAACCAGAGCGUACGAGCAGAUGUUAGCAUCUGCAGGGUGGGAGGAGGACCAGCCAUUUCAGGGAAGGCUCACGAUCAUCUCCUCCCCUCCUUGUCCUUAGAUUGCCUUGUUCCAAAGCUAGCUGAGAGAUAAUGAUGUAAAAACGCUGGCUUCGGGGGAGGGGGUGGUUUUGUGUUUUCUGGAUGGAACGUGUGGGGGCUGUUUAUUGCUUUGGGGGAAGGGAGCACCCGGGAGAUGGGAGUGAGCAGCUGCGUAAUGCGUGAGCGCGGGCCAGGAUGCAUGACAACUGUCACCCCCACUCCCUCCCCCGCAGGCUCCCCAAGGUUCUGAAGCUGCCUCCGAGUUAACGAUAUAAAAACGAGGACUUAGGUGUCUGCGCGGAUCGCCUGAGACGAGCUCCGGAGAGAGGCCAGCCGAGCGUGCCACGACCAACCCUAGAAGCAGAAGCGGCCGGCGCCAGAGGCGCCAACACUUUGACCUUGGCUCCGACCUAAGUCACGCGGGUCUGUAACAUCCCCGACACGCGCCAGCCCGCCGCGCAGCGACAAGCUCCGCACAGCUCGGCUCGGCCCCUGACUUCCGGUCUCUGCGCUCCGCCCCCCGCCCGGCCCGCCCCCAGCCUCUUCUGCCUUGGUUGCAGCUGCUGCGCUCACAGCGCGGUUGUUCGUUGGCUUGGUUCUAUCCCGAAAGGGAUCGCCUCUGUCCAAUACCCCGGACCAAUCCGCGUCCGACUCUGCCGGGGCUCUGGCCAGGUAGGCUGGCCGCGUUCUUUCUCCUGACGCCCCGGCUCCUUCUCCUCCUUUCUCAUUCAGCCUUACGACCGUAAGCCUCGGGCUCGCCGCUGCCCUCGCUCCCGCUGCCGGGCAGAGGAGACCAGCAUGGAGGAGGAGUGCAGGGUCCUGUCCAUCCAGAGUCACGUUGUCCGAGGCUAUGUGGGCAACCGAGCGGCGACUUUCCCGCUGCAGGUUUUGGGAUUCGAAAUUGAUACAGUGAAUUCUGUCCAAUUUUCAAAUCAUACAGGUUAUUCGUACUGGAAAGGCCAGGUAUUAAAUUCAGAUGAACUCCAUGAACUAUAUGAAGGUCUUAAGCUGAACAACGUAAAUAAAUAUGACUAUGUUCUCACAGGUUAUACGAGAGACAAAUCAUUCCUUGUAAUGGUAGUGGACAUCAUCCAGGAGCUGAAGGAGCAGAACCCCAACUUGGUAUAUGUGUGUGAUCCAGUGAUGGGUGACAAGUGGAAUGGAGAGGGCUCCAUGUACGUCCCGGCAGAUCUCCUUCCAGUGUACAAGGACAAAGUUGUGCCUGUAGCAGAUAUCAUAACUCCAAAUCAGUUUGAGGCUGAGUUACUCACUGGAAAAAAGAUUUCUUCCCAAGAAGAAGCAUUAGAGGUCAUGGAUACGCUUCAUUCUAUGGGACCAGGGACCGUCGUCAUCACCAGUUCCGACCUGCCAGCUUCUUCAGGCAACAACUACCUGAUUGUUCUGGGCAGCCAGAGGAAAAAAAGACCUGAUGGCACAAAGACGACGGAAAGAAUCAAAAUGGAAAUCCGGAAGGUGGAUGCUGUCUUUGUGGGAACAGGAGACUUGUUUGCUGCCAUGCUGCUGGCUUGGACUCACAAGCACCCAAAUAAUUUCAAGGUAGCAUGUGAAAAGACUGUGUCAGCCAUGCACCAUGUUCUUCAGAGGACUAUUAAAAGUGCUAAUGCACAAUCUGGAAAAGAGAAGAAACCCAGUCCAGCCCAACUGGAACUGAAAAUGGUCCAAAGCAAAAUGGAUAUAGAGAAUCCGGAGAUAAUUGUGAAAGCCACUGUGUUAUAGAGGAUGUGAUCCUGUCACCAGUCACGCACAAUUUAUUGAUGUCUUUGUUUCCCAUCCUGUGAAAAAUGUAAUAAUGUCUGCCUGAAAGAUGUGACUUAAACUUCAUUUUUCUCUCUCACAAAAUAGUAUCAAGUAUCAGCAGAUUUUUUUGUGAAAAUACGUGGUAGUUCUAUUUGGAUUUUAUUUCCUCGCCCAGAGGGAGAGCGGCUUUCCCCUUCGGUUCACUCAGUAUGUGUACUGUCCUGGACGAUAUCACAGAAUGCCUCCCUCAAACAUCCUCCGCGUCCAGAUUUGUCCAUGGAAUUAGUCUGGAGAGCGAGUCCUGGGAGACCGGAAUUCCUUGGGGAAAGGAAGGCAGCGUACGAUAGCAUCGCUUUGUCAUUGGCAGUGCCAAUGGAGCUGGCUACCUGCUAUUUCCAGACCUGAGCAAUUAACGGUCCUGUGGAUCCAUUCUGUUUUUUAAAAGUUCUGAUAAUAUAGUCGAUUAAAAUGUGUUUCUUUCAAAGGCAGAAGCCAAAGCCUUAGGGUGGCAGUUUUGUGCUAUUCUAAUAAUGGCCCCUCAUCCUUUCCUUUUUCGGAAUAAAAGCAAAUCUUUCUCUGAAAUUUCUGGUGACUGCAGAUAGUUCUCCAAGACCAAGAGGAAAGGAGCCAUCUACAGUUAGACGAGGGCCCAUCGAGUAGCUGCCUACCCACAAUACCCAUGCCAUUGCCAUCUCUUUGUCAGGACAUGAAAUCAGAUCUUCUUCCUAAGCAAGAGAGAAUUUGUAGUGUCUGAUUGUUAAUCAUGAGCAUCUUUAUCAGGAAUCUAAUGAUCUAAGAACGUAGGGCACCGAUGGGCGUAGCAAGAACAUCGAGGAUUGAAAUAUUUCCUUUGUAGUUUUUCCCUGGAAAACUGGUUCUUCUUUACUUAUAGGAAUCUUUCAUAGUAUGAUGUCAAGUACUCCGUGAUGUCAGCACUUAGCCACAAGUCUCUGUUGUACUUUCUGCUGUGAUUCCAUUGGAGAUGGGGAGGGAGGGAAGAUGAGUUUUAUCCUCCUUGCUACAUUCCUGUCAAAGGAUCUCAAAACCAGAGUCCUCAAAGCCAACUGCCACAUCUUCCCUGAGGCAAAGGUCUCUUCUCAAAGCCAGUAGCAGAACUUCAGCAGCUUGUUCUUCCAUCCCCAGAGCUCCUGCCUUCUUGGUUGGGAUCCUAUCUAGGGAGCUCCUAGAAAGAAGCCCCGCUCUCCCUCCUCCUGUCCCCUGAGAAGGACGACUCAUCUGCUUGUCUUGCCUUAGUGUAGAAGGGAGUAUAAGAUAGUGGCAGAGACGAGAAUGAGUACGUGACACCUUUGACUGAUACCAUCUGCUUAGCUUUCACCCCUACUUACUGUAAAUCACUCAUCUCUCCACGUGUCCGUGGAGGGAUCUUGGUAGAAUUUAUGGCUGAAUCUUGUCACUUGACUUCUAGAGAAACUGUGUAGGGUGUAAUGGAGUAGGGACGUGCAACCAAGCUAACAUCAACAGCCUCGGUGUUAGUGUGGGAGUAUUCUGAUAAGUGAUGUUUCAGAAUGUGGCUAUUGACAAAAGGAGAGCCAAUUCUUUUCCCUUCACAUCAUCUCAUCUCCCAUAAAUAAAAUUACUGUAAGUUAUGCUAGCAAAGCAGAGCUUUGUAGCUCACUGUGGUUAUGAACUGCAUUUUUUAUCUUUUGUCUUCCAAAAAUACAAUUUUAUUUCUAACUACAAUUAAAACUAAGAGAAGUCGGGGUUCAUUCUUAAGCUAGCUAUACCAUUUCACUUUAUAAUUUUACAUUCGUUUUUUAAUCUAUUAGUUCUUUAAAGGCUGAAUCUGCUGAUGAAUGUCAGUUAAACAUAUAAACUAUUAUAGAUCAUAUCUUUGGCCUCUUGGCCACUGAAGUCAUUACUAUCACUGUUCCUAUAUCAUGUUGACAGUCCAUUUUUUUUUUUACAUCAAGUCCACAGAUAUAUAGAAAAUAAACAAUGUUUCCUGGCACUCUGAGGAUGUUUUAUCAAAUCAGAGCUAAAGAAAACUAUGGUGAUGUCACUUCAAGAUGAAAAGAUUCCAACAUUCUGGCACAGAAGUCCCAGAGAAAUUAGAACAGAAGAGGAAUGUCUAAAAUCGGUGUGAACUUUAAAGUGUCCUUUACAAAGUGUCACCAGAUUGGAAUCAAAGCAAGAUAGGAAUACAUCAGAAAAUUCAAGGCAUUGUUUUUAACCUUAGAGACUGGGUUUAGGGUAGAAAGGAGGAUAUAGCGAUCCAAAACUGAAAAUAUGAUGGAUAGAGUAACAUUUGAAAGGGUAGGAAUAUUUUCCUGUCUGUAAUUUGAAAUUGUGUUUACUGUUUUGACUUUUUUAAAAAUGCAAAUCUUGGUUCAACAAACACAGUUCAUUUUAAAUGGUUUUGAGUAUUAUUUAAAUGGUAAAAGUGAGUAUUGGAUUAGGCUCUGCUCAUUUAGUGUCUUGUCUCAGAACAACCAGAAACAUUUUACCAAGCGCCUCCUGUAAAUUCCCCUGGGGUUGAAAUUAUGGUGUUUUCAGAAAUCAUCUGAAAUCCCCUCACUUUGUGAUUCAUUUGUCCUUGGAAACAGGACCUUAAAUAGUUUUCAAGGCCAAAGACUUUGUGCCAAAAGUAGUCCCUGUGCCAUGUACAUAUACCUACGUAUAUGGUUUUAAGAUCCUAUAUAUACAUACCUGUGUGUGUGUGUGUGUAAUUUAAAAGUACAGUUUGACAGCAGAGAUCUACGACAUCAAUAUCAUUAUGGUUCCCAUCAAAAGCAAGCUUGUAUUCAUGUAUCUUCAUUGCUUCCUUGACUAUCCCCAUUGAUUUAAAGGAAUUUUUUUCAUCCUGAAGAUGACAAAAGUCACUGUGUGAAUUCUAAAUCAUUUAGGCGUGGAGCACGUCCCUGAUCACUUCUGAUCUGUCAAGGAGUUGUCUAUCAGUAGAAACACCAGCGAUCCCCGGUCUGAUUUCAUAGCAGUGUGAGAAUCGGCAUCUGAUGGGUAACAAGGGAUCGCAGUCUGUGAGGGAUGUGUGGGGGCAGAAUGACUUGUUAAUAUUAGUGCAUCCGAACCGUUUCUCAGUGCAUUGUGAACUUCAAGUGUCAUGUAAAGGCCAGCUAUUACUGAUGAUGUUUUUCAGUCCUUUUCUCUGUUAAGAUGUCACUAAAGAACAGCUUUACAGAAGGAUGCAAAACUACAGUUCAUUUUUAUUAGCUUGUUGGAAUUCAUUCUCUGGUACUACUGCGGUGAUUGUAAUGGUCUGCUUUAAUUUACGUCGCUAGAUUUUUAUGAAAUGAUUCUGUGUUUAUUAUACUAUUCAUAACAAAAUUGUUAGAGCCUAUUUUUAAAUACAUUGUUGGCAAUUUCAGCAGACGAAGCCAGUAUUGGUUUAAUUGCACUGAUACGCGAGUUAGUUUUAAUUAAAGUUAUUCGUGUUGGGUGAAAUAGGCGGUGGGAAAGCCUACAUUGUGAUUCCAGAAGUGCCCUGAUGUAAUAUAAUGAUAAUAAUAAUAAUACAUGAUUAUAAUAAAUAUAUAUAUAUUUA